UUUUUGACCAAUGAUAACUUUAGUUUCUUUGCACUGACUGUAACCUGUCUAUGUUGGAGCUGCUAAUAUUGGAGAAGACUUAUUACCAUCACUUUCCCGAGAUGACAUCCGAGAUCUGUUUCCAGGUGUUGAACAUUUCUUGAGGCGCAGAGCUAUUUGGCUUGUUGUGAAUAAAGAUGACAAGGUCAGUUCAGUCUUUCACAGUAUGACAGAACACCUGUCAGUAUAACUGAUUUUCCAUUAUCACAGAAAUGUUAAUGUUAAGUCUCUAUACAUGGUAUUUCAUUAUUUUACAUAUUUCUGCUUUUAUUCUCUUACAACUCUAGACAUAUUAAAAAAAAAUCUGUUUUAAAAGUAAUUAAAAAAGAUAAUGCAUACAUAAUGAGUAGGCAGUUAUUAUAAAGUUUGUGUAAAUAUAUUUCAGGCCAAUACUGAUAAGGAAAUUCAGCAAUCAGCCCCGAAGGCAACAGCAGUUCAAACGAAGAGGCCAAUACCUCUAAAUUUGUGACUGUAACCAACCCAGAGUACAUACUCUUCACAGACAGUGAGCUUGAGCAGGUGCGACGCUCCUACUUUGAGCAAAAACGGCUGGGUAAAGAGCAGGGUUUGGCCUUAUCCAAGGAGCUUUUCUGCCGACUCAUAAGAAACACUAUGACUAAUAUGAUUUCUAUCGCAAGAGCCACAGAGGAUCCCAGAUACCCCACCAAACAUGAGGUGAAUAUCAUGGCAAAGCGGCUGGUGGAGUACUAUCCAAUGAUAAAAGACAGGUCAUCAAAAAGUGAAUGGGAGCAUGUUGCUAAAAAGCUCAUGAAGAGACUAUCAAAUGUCAAAAGUCCAAGAAUGUAUAAAGGUCCUCCUUCAAAGAAACCUCGACAAGAUGUGGAAGUCAGUGUUUCAUCCACUGAGUAUGAUGGAGAUUCCAGUGCAUCCACUAUUACUCUGGAACGGUCACCCGUUAGUCCCAAGGGCAUCCCAGUGUCACAUAGAACUAGCACCCCAAUGCAGAACCAGGAUAGCAGUGAUGAAGCAGCUGACUGCGUGGACAGCCAGAAAACCCAAGCAAGACACUACAGGACUCUUCAAGAAAUGUACAAGUCCAAAAAGCCAAACAAAGCUGCAGUAACUCAUUUGCUGAACCUGGAAUUUGAGUCUCGUAGGCGAUUCAUCGUCUCUGAUGUUUUAAAGGAGCAUGACAGACCAACAAAGGUUCUGGAGGCUUACCCGUGCUUCCGAGAACUCGAUCACAUGAGGGAGAAGUUGGAGAAAAUGACCACACUGGCCCAGGAAAACAUGGCAGCUUCACAACAUCAGCAAAGAACGUGGUAUGAUCGAUCUGCACGUGAAAGGAGUUUUAGCCCAGGACAGAAAGUGCUGGUAAUGUUGCCUACCAAGGAGAGCUAAGCUAAAAUCAUUCCUUGGGAUGUCAGGGUGGUACCACAAGUUUAUACCAAACUUCUCUACUAGAGCUGCUGUGCUUACAGAUAUGACCAGCCUAAAGGGCCCAAGUCAGCUGUGUUGGACCGAGGAGGCUAAGGAUGCGUUCAAGGACAUUCAGCAAGCACUAGGCCGGUGUCCUGUGCUGCAUUGUCCUGAUUUUUAGCAGCCUUUUAUUCUACAAACUGAUGCCUCAGGUCGUGGGUUGGGUGCAGUGCUCCUCCAGGAACAUCAAGGGUGCCGUCAUCCUAUUGCUUUUAUAAGCAGGAAUCUUUAUCCGCGGGAGGUGCGAUACUCCACUAUUGAGAAGGAGCGUUUGGCCGUGAAGUGGGCAUUGGACUCUCUAAGGUACUACCUUUUAGGGAGGAAGUUUAUCCUGGAGACUGACCAUAAAGCCCUGAUAUGGUUGGAAAGGAUGAAAGACACCAACAGCAGGAUAACACGCUGGUAUUUGGCCAUGCAGCCUUUCCAGUGUGAGAUCCAUCAUGUGCCAGGCAAGAUGAACAACACGGCGGACUACUUGUCUCGCUGUCCCAGAGAGACUUCAGAGGAGGGGGAGUGUGUGACGGUCACCCCGCCACAGUGAGUUUAAUGUGUUACCUUUCUGUGUUCUGGGGAUUCCUCCUCCGGGUGGAAAGAGCGGGCGCCACCUAAGCAGGGCUUAAAUACCACAACCAGGAAGCGGAGGAGGCCAACUGCGCGUGCCUGGAGGGGGAAUCUGCCGCUUAUGAUUUCAUUAUUAGGCUUAUGUUGGGGAUUUGCUUAAUGGGAGUUACUUAAGUUGUUACGUUGUUUAUUGUGUAAAUAUUAUUCGUGUUUAAUCUUGUAUUUGUAUUUAGUUUAGUGGUUGAGGUUGAUUGGCGGUUUAUUUCUGUUACCUUCUUUGAGCUGUAGGCUAGCCUGUGUCUUUAUAAACCCCUGGUUUGUGUGACAUGGAGGUCAGUUAUUAUUGGUUUAAGUGGUAGUUGCUGUCUGUUUAGUUGACCUCAAUUCAAGUUAAAGGGCCCGCUUAGAACUGUUAUUUAGGUUGAAUUUUGUGACCCUGGAGUUGUAGUAUUGUGAAUCUUGAGUAUUUGUUAAUAAAUUAUAUUUUUUGUUGGAUUCA
Betta splendens (Siamese fighting fish) is the source of this 2539-nucleotide messenger RNA. RefSeq lists its product as uncharacterized. The transcript is spliced from 4 exons. NCBI's taxonomy places the organism in Eukaryota, Metazoa, Chordata, Actinopteri, Anabantiformes, Osphronemidae. Bases 652 to 1401 code for a protein of 249 amino acids. The record is from RefSeq and is a predicted model, not a curated record.